Drosophila grimshawi is the source of this 1920-nucleotide messenger RNA. Its product is annotated as mucin-5AC. The record is from RefSeq and is a predicted model, not a curated record. The transcript has 4 exons. Bases 1 to 1920 code for a protein of 639 amino acids. Lineage: Eukaryota; Metazoa; Arthropoda; Insecta; Diptera; Drosophilidae.
AUGGAUAAGUCUAAUGGCAAUCGUAAGCACAUUCUCGACCAGGCUCAGCCCCAGGAAGGCUCCCUUGCACUCGGCCUGGCGGAGAGUUGCGGCAACAAACGCAAACUCUACGCCAUAGACGAGAGUGAAGAGAGCUCUCCCGUGACUGUGGGUAGGGCUGAACCUGUUCCGGAGACGGCUUACGAUGCGGAUGUGGAGGAGCUGGUGGAGCAGCCUGUGGCCUGCCCGCUCUCGCUGACCAAAUUGGCCAGCGAGCGUGAGGUAAUCUACGAGCUGUUCCAACCAUGGGCCCUGAAGACCUAUGGCGAUCAGGCAAAGACCAAGACAAUAACGCUGCGCAAGAAGGCGCGCAUCCUUAAGGCUCUCGAGGGCAAGGAGCACAGUCGGCCGGAUAGCUCCAAGUUUCGCUUCUGGGUGAAGACCAAGGGUUUUACAACCAAACGACCCGAUGGCUUUGAGGAGGCGCCCGGCAGUCGACGGCGCCUUCAGCCAUUGCCCAACACUGCUGUGCUCUCCGAUAAUCCCGGCGCCGUGGAUCUGUUUGCCGCCUCCAAGAGCAAAGAUUUUGGUCGUCGCAUCUACCGCAAGGUGGCCUGCGUUGAGGAGUUCUUCGAUAUCAUCUACAACGUGCACAUGGAGCUGGGCGGACGCAGUGGCAUGCAUGCGGGACAGAAACGUACCUAUCGCAUUAUAACCGAAACCUAUGCAUUUCUGCCCCGUGAAGCUGUCACGCGCUUUCUGACCAUCUGCCCCGAGUGCAAGAAGAACCUACGACCCUCCUCGCCCUCGGCUGUCUCUAAGGACGAGCUGGCUGGCAACGAGAGCUCCUCGGAAGUGGAAACCUAUUUAAAUUAUUCAUCGCAUACAGAAAGCUCUCUAGAGGCGGGUCCGACGGCCAAGCGGCGUCGCCAUUCGAGCGCUGACUUAAAAGCACAUGCACCGCUGGCCGCAGGAUCAGUUGCCAGCUGCACUAGUGCCACACAGCUGGAUGCCACAGCAGCAGCAGGAGCUCUAGCACCACAUCCACCACAUGCACCAUCCACUCCCCCAAUUGUCCCCACAACCGUUGAGGCGUCUGACGAAGCGAGUGGGGUCAGCGUGCCCAAAAUACGAGUCAACACACAAUUGCAGCGUCCGCUUAGUCCACCUACUGAGCCACAGGCUCCAAUGCCAACCAAUCCCUUACAGCUUCCGAACUUUGACUUGCAACUGCUUAAGUCGCGGGAUAAUCUUGUGCGCUAUUACGAUUUCAUGAGACGUUUCUAUGCGGGCGGCUCGCUGCUUAGCCAACCGGUCUUAGCACCGCCCCUCUACGGCAGCAGCCUGCUACAAAGCCUUAGCUUUCCAACCACCACCACGACUAGCACAAGCACAAGCACCACAGCCUCAGUCUCAGCCUCAGCUACAGCCACAGGCACAGCUACAAACAAUAAUAACAAACCAUUGUCUGUCUCGGUCGCUUCUUCUGCGCCGAGUUCCUCUCAGAAACUAAAGUCCUCCCCUGACAGUUCGACUCGUGCACGCUCACCGAUCGCUUUGACAGCCACGCCCACAGCCCCUCAAACACCUAUAAAUCUAACAAAGCCUCCAUUUUCCAGAUCCAGCAAUGGCCAGCCAGCAUCGACUUCUACUCCUGUCUCUGCUCCUCCCCUUAAGCUGGAGCUGCCCAGUCCGCCCAAGACGCUGCCAGCGGAUCUGCGCAUACCUCAGUUGCUGCUGCGCGGCUCGGCUCCCAUGGAGCAGCUGCCCGUGCCGUUGCCGCCCUUAGAUUUGGAGCGUUUGAAGCCCAUCACAUCCACCUAUCUGCAGCUGACGCGCAGCAUGGGCCUCAGCGAUGAGGAUGCCCUGCGCUUUGAUAACUUGUUUCUUUUUUCUAUGACAUGCUUGGCUUAUAAAUCUAAUGCAUCUAUCGCAAUGUAA